This is a messenger RNA of Puccinia triticina, 699 nucleotides long. RefSeq lists its product as uncharacterized. The record is from RefSeq and is a predicted model, not a curated record. The transcript is spliced from 2 exons. The coding region runs from base 1 to 699 and encodes 232 amino acids. NCBI's taxonomy places the organism in Eukaryota, Fungi, Basidiomycota, Pucciniomycetes, Pucciniales, Pucciniaceae.
AUGCCCGCAAAGAACUUGGACAGGCCUCAGAACAAGAGGAAACGACCAGCCAACAGUUCGGACAUCGAUGAACGCUUGAUGACAGAACAGGAGUUGGCCGACUUCAUCCGCACCUGCGCAGAAGAUUUCAAUCAUCCUGAGCCGUCGUACAACCUUCAAGAACGCCUCAAGACCAUGUCUGCACAGGAACAAGAUCAUCACAGGUUGAAUCUCUUGAAUUCUCUAGUACGGGCACUCAAGAAAACGACUGACAUCAUGAAGACCGCCAAGAAUCGCCGCCUCAUCUCCAAUAAAUCUUCACCCGAGUCGAUGUGGUGGUUUCUGAACGCAAGCAAGGAGAUAGAAAAUGAAGUGUAUGGAAGAUGUCCAACGGCCUCCAAACCAAAAUCGGCGAAGUUCAUGGGGAUCUCGGUUGUUCAAUGCCUCCCUCGCGACGAAGUUGAGAAACUGGUUAAUCACAUGCAAGAAGCUGGCAUCAAGGCGCUGAAAGGAGCUGAGAAACUGCUUAAUCACACGGGACACAUGGCCGAAUUUCUUGCGCGGGCCAAUGUGAUGGACGUUGAAUUUUUAAGGGUGAAAUGCUGGGAGUUGCUGGGAAGCGUAGAACAUAGUUGUCCGGGGCUAAAAGCUCGGAAGCAGAUUUGUAAUAGCGUAAUCAACUGUGGCAAGACCAAGUGCGAUGAACAUGAAGUCAUGUAA